AUGGGGGACAUUCUGAGCAUCGGCGGGGAACCCGUCUUCGACGAUCGCAUCGUGAAGAUCGAGAGUCACACGUACAAUCCGUACGCCAAUAUCACUUUCGGAUACAGCGACGAGAUACGAAUACCCAUACAACAGCAGGACCUAUACACGCUGCCAUGCGAGAGUUUUCUCUACGUCGAAGGUAGACUGCACGCGAAGAAUAAUCCGCCGCCCGCGUCAAGCGGCGAAUCGGGUAAACCUGCCUCGGCCUCUAAGGAGCCGUCCGUGUCCUCGACGCCGGCGUGGCUCAUGAACAAUUGCGUCGCCUUUAUGUUCGAGGAGAUACGUUACGAGCUCGAUGGCGUGGAGAUCGAUCGUAAUCGCAACGUCAGAAUAACCAGCAUCAAGAACUACGUCUCGCUGACGGCCGAACGAGGUUUCUGCGAGGAAUACAGGCGCGUUGUCAUCAACGCGCGUCACGAGCUGAUUCUGAUAAGAGCGCGAAACGACAACAAUUGUCUGAUAUCGCGCGAGGAAUUCGAGCCGAGAGUCGAGCUCGCGAAGAUACAGUGGCGCGUGCCGCACGUGGUGCUGAAUGACGUCAACAAAUUAUCGCUGUUGCGCACGUUGGACAGCGGCAGAUAUCUGAGCGCGCUCUUUCGCUCGUGGGAUCUCUACGAGUUUCCGCUCCUGCAAAGCACGACCAAACACUCGUGGGCCGUAAAAGCGGCCACGCAACUCGAGAAACCGCGUUACGUCAUCUUCGCGUUGCAGACCGGAAGGAAGAACAUCCUGUCGCAGAACGCUUCCAGAUUCGACGCGUGCAAUCUGACCAACGUAAAGUUGUAUCUCAAUUCCGACUUCCAUCCGUACGACGAUAUGAAUUUGGACUUCGAUAAGAACAAGAUCGCCGUACUGUACGACGCCUACGCGAGAUUUCGGCGAACGUAUUACGGAUCCGCGAGCGACGAGACGCUCCUGACUAUAAACAAAUUUCUACACUGUGGCCCGCUCGUGGUGAUAGAUUGUUCCCGCCAAAACGAAGCGGUUAAGAGCGCCACUGUGGACGUUCGUCUAGAAUUCGAUUGCAAGGACAACGUUCCUUCUAACACCACGGCGUACUGCAAUCCGCUGACGAACGUCGUGCGUAAGAUCCUGUAA
Molecule: messenger RNA, 1140 nt
Organism: Camponotus floridanus (Florida carpenter ant)
Lineage: Eukaryota; Metazoa; Arthropoda; Insecta; Hymenoptera; Formicidae
Exons: 2
Coding region: 1-1140 (379 amino acids)
Source: RefSeq, a predicted model, not a curated record